AUUUUAUGAGCCUUAGUCUCAAUCAUCAAGAAAAUAAUUAUUCAAGUGAAAUUGUGAAUUAUUAGCUUGAUUAAUUAUUAAGUGAUUUUGAACACAUUUAAAAACUGACUAAAAUCAGGGGUUAAGAUUCCCCAUUUUCAAAGUGCUGCGUUUACUGCAAAAUUAAGCAUGAUUACGAUAGUGAGCAUAAUUUAGUAGUAACCUAAUACACAGACUCAAAAUUUAUCAACGAUUUAAUCUCUGAACAUGACACUCUCUAUGAAAUUUGCAAAUGGGCACAUGAUAGUAUUGGAAAAUAACCAAUCAGAGAUUCAAUGUCACAAUAAGAUAAAGCUUGGAAUCAUAUUUUAUCUAAGAAUUACAAUGAAGUGCAUCAAUAUUUAGACAAUGAAGAAUAAUGUAUUCUGAAUUCUUUGAGGCCUUUUGGGGAAGGAGAAAAAUUAUUUGACUUCAUGGAGUUCUCAAAAUACCAGAAUGAAAAUUGGGUCCUCACUCUUGAGUUACUCUACAAAGCCACAUUAAGAGCCCCCUAUGAUAAUAAUAAACUAUAUUUAUGGGCAACCUGCUAAAGUGUAGAAUGGUAAAGUGGCAUUUCUUAAUUUAAUGAAGACUUAUGGUUGAAUGUCAGAGCUGAAUUAUUUUAUAAAGUCAUGAGUAAGCAUAAUGAAAUCUAUCCCAAAAUGAUAAAAUGCAUCAAUUUCGGCAUCAAUAAGCCUUUCAUCUACCAGCCCAAAUUUUAUGAACUGAAUUGCGGUUACAUGAAUGACGAAAUAGAUAGAAUUGGUAAGAAAUUCAUCAUUGAAAUCAUAAAAUAUAUCACCUCAAAGAACAAUAUUGGCCAAUUCAUAUAACUUAUUAGGGACUCCCUUGUCACUCUGCAAACAAAAACUAAUGAUCUGAAGUAGGCAGCUCUGAGAUCCCUAUGCUACUUCAAAAUAGGCCUAAUGAUAUCAGAUUUAUUGGAUGUCGACUUAGACAAUGAAUUCAAUUUUCUGGAUUUGAUAAAGGAGAUCGUAGAAUUGAUUGAAUAAGAGUUCAUAGAUCGAAAUACAAAAUUGAAAUACUUGAUUCAACUCUUAAGUAUUUUGGAACGAUAGUAGGAGUAUAAAUAUUUUAUUUCUACAGUUUGCCAAAAUAUAAUUCAUUCCUAAGGAGACUCUCUGAGUUCUCUUCUUAAUUACCUGAUUGAUUUUAAGUUUGAUAGAGAUUUUAUCACAAAUUUGGCAUUUGAAUAAUUCCCUAAACUAAGUCCUCACCAGUAAAAUGAGUUGCUAUCAAAAGAAUUUUAGAAGUAUUUCUCAUCGGAUUCUCUAUAACGUUAGGUUUAUAGUUUACUUCCAUACAUAAUUGAAAAUAUUGAAAAUUUCAAGGAUAUCUUUAAAUUUCUGUUAACGGAAUAUAACAAUUUUCUAUUUAAGGAGAGUGUAUACUUUGAGGUGUAUAUCAAUGAAUAAAUUGAGGAGAUGUUGAAUUAUUUAAAGGACAUAAAAAUUCCCCCUUAUUGGUUUGCGAAAUAUAUUUAGUUCAUUUUAAAUAAUCCAAAUUUGAAGUAAUAAUAAAUGUAUUGAUUUAUCUUAUAUUCAUUAGAUUUGGAAUAAUGGAAGCGAUAAAAAAGAAUGAUCAAUUAUUCAUAAAUUUGUCCAUAAAAAGAGAGUUACUAGCCUAACUUGCAAAAAAGCUGACAUCGAUCAAAUCAUUUGUUAAUCAUUUGCUCUAAUGA
Molecule: messenger RNA, 1720 nt
Organism: Paramecium octaurelia
Lineage: Eukaryota; Ciliophora; Oligohymenophorea; Peniculida; Parameciidae
Source: the annotation of a GenBank genome assembly